CCUCCCUUUUGAAAGAUUCAUUUGCGACACCUCAAAGGGCCUUUUGCCUCCCACCUGUAUCCUCCGGCAGAGACACUGGAGCCUGCGGAUUGUGGGAAUAAACCUUGAAACAUGUUUAAAGUAAUCUUAACCAAAAGUAAAUCCGUAAUAGCGGCUUAUUUUACAGCAUCUUUUUAUUCCUUAGAAUAGAUCAAUCGGACCCUCUGAUCACACGGGAAUCAGAGGAGAGCGCCCGGUGGCUCAGAGGCUGUCAGUCGCGGUGGAGAGCUUUUUUUCUUUCUCCUCUCCGAGAUGAAGUCACCCGCGGAGCCUGCCGAUGUUUAGUGCGUAAACGCCGACAGGACACGUUGUUGAGAAACCCCGCCGCUUUGAAACAUGCAGAGAGGACCCUCCAAACAAUCGCAACAGGCAGGGGAAAUCUCCACUGUGUCCACAGGCUUCACAGGUGUUGAUCCAGCGAGUCGCGUUUGCGCUUCAGUUGAGGAAUUCCCCGAGUUUGGAGAGACGAGUCCCGCGAGGAGACGGUAGUUUCAAACCAAGUGUCGGCAACGGGCUGGCUGGUUUGCCUGGAAUUCAUCAGAAGACAUCGCUUUGGAGAAGCUUGCGGGGGUCGAGGGGCAUUAAUUAAAAGUGGAGAUAGAGAGAGCGCACAGAGGGGCUUACCAUGAGACACCCAUUUAUGCCAUCUUAGAUCAUUCUUUUUCUGAAGGCUUCUGAUUUUCCCCGGAGCUGCGACACCGACCUGCCACCCAGAGCAGCCUGUAACCUCUCCAGACUCCGGGGCGCAGCGCGUCACGCUGCGCUUAUGGAGACAUUGCUCCUCUAGUCUACUUGGAUCCGUUUUCUGGGCUCUUCGUCGAUGUUAGUUCUCCCAUUUUGAUGAUCACAGGAGUUGGGGAAAAAAAUGGAAAGGAGGAAAGACAUGAAGGACACGUGGAUUCCCGAGGCGCACCGUCGAGUCCGAUUUUGAUGCGUGCAGGUGUCCAAGUAACCAUCCACUACUCUCUCUGUGUAUGAACUGCUACCACAUUUACACGUCUCUUAUAGAUUUCUGCAAAAACUGAAUGAAGACGAAGAAGAAGACGUUCAGCAGGAGUGCUUCGAACACAGGGACGUCCCUGGUCGGAUAUUUGCUUUGGGUUUGAGGGGAAAUCGCUCGGAUAUCAAACCUCUCCAGCGGAGACGCAGCAGAGGCUCGGGAGUUACAGAGAGCAGGGAGAAGAAUUUGGAAAGUAGAACUUACAUUUACGGAUUACCAGGCUUUUUUCUUCUCCGGAACAACUGUGGACACGCUCUUCUUUGAUGUCUGAAAAGACUGUUGUGUGGCCAUGACGAGCGAUGAGGAGGAGGACCCCGGCGUUGCAACAUCAGCAGCAACGGCACCGUCAGCUGCAGCAACCCCCAGGGUGACGGCGGCCACGUCCAGGGAUGAUCCCGUCACCACGUCGUCCCCCUGCAGGCCCUCCCCACACCACCGCCCAUGUCCCGAGGAAAAGGAGGCGAAAGAGAAGGAGAUAGAAGAAGGGAUUAUUCAAGAAGAGAGGAUUGAGAAGGAGGAGGAGGAAGGACAACUGGUGGAGUGCGAGGGGGAUGAUGAAGAUGAGGAUGAUGAGGAUGACGAUGGCAGCAGUGAUACCAGUGUGUUAGUGGUGCCCUAUCCUGAGCUGGUGCCUGUGGUCUUCUUCUGCCUGAAGCAGACGACGUGUCCCCGCAGCUGGUGCAUCCGCAUGGUCUCCAGCCCAUGGUUCGAACGUGUGAGUAUGAUGGUGAUCCUGUUGAACUGCGUGACUCUGGGGAUGUACCAGCCCUGUGAGAACAUCGACUGCUCCUCAGACCGAUGCCAAAUACUAAAGGCCUUUGAUGCAUUCAUCUACAUCUUCUUUGCUCUUGAGAUGGUUAUAAAGAUGGUCGCUCUGGGAAUCUUUGGCCGGCGCUGUUACCUCGGGGACACAUGGAACCGGCUGGAUUUCUUCAUUGUCAUGGCAGGGAUGGUUGAAUACUCUCUCGACCUGCAGAACGUCAACUUCACUGCCAUACGAACAGUGAGGGUGCUGCGGCCUCUUAAAGCAAUUAACAGGGUGCCAAGCAUGCGUAUCCUGGUGAACCUGCUGCUCGACACUCUGCCAAUGCUGGGAAACGUCCUCCUCCUCUGCUUCUUUGUCUUCUUCAUCUUCGGCAUCAUCGGGGUGCAGCUGUGGGCGGGACUGCUGAGGAACCGCUGCUACCCGGAGGAGAACUUCACACUCACCACUGGCAUCAGUCUCCCUCGACCCUACUACAUGGCUGAUGAGGAUGACGAGCGGCCCUUCAUCUGCUCUCUGCCUGUCGACAACGGCAUCAUGUCCUGCUCCGACGUCCCCGCCCGCCGCGAGGGAGGCAGGACAUGCUGCCUGGACAAAGAUGACGCCCUGUACCGCCAGUCGCUCGGCCUGAGCCCCGAGCCUCUGGCCAACGGCAGCGUCAGUGUAGCCGGCCUGUGUGUCAACUGGAACCAGUACUACACCAGGUGUCACACCGGGUACAGCAACCCCCACAAAGGUGCCAUCAACUUCGACAACAUCGCCUAUGCCUGGAUUGUCAUCUUCCAGGUGAUCACUCUGGAAGGCUGGGUGGAGAUCAUGUACUACGUGAUGGAUGCUCAUUCCUUCUACAACUUCAUCUACUUCAUCCUGCUUAUAAUUGUUGGUUCUUUCUUCAUGAUCAACCUGUGCCUCGUGGUCAUCGCCACCCAGUUCUCAGAGACCAAGCAGAGGGAGCAUCAGCUGAUGCAGGAGCAGCGAGCUCGGUGCUCGUCCUCCUCCACCCUGGCCAGCGAACCCGGAGACUGCUACGAAGAGCUCUUCCAGCUCGUCUGCCACUUCUUUCGCAAGGCAAGGAGACAAACUGUUGCCCUCUUCAACACCCUGCGAGGGAAACCUCGUGGCUUUCGUGGUGUUGGAAGAGGUAGAGGUGGAGGGGAAGGGAGGGAGAGGAAGUCCAAUGGACGUGGAGGACGUGAGAGAAGAAGAGAGGUGUUGAGGCACGGUCCUCCCUGUCCCCAUCAUAAUAAACCAGACCACUCCUCAUCCGCUGAGCCCAUGGCCCUCACUGCUGCCUCCGCCACAGAUGGCUGCCCUCAGUGUGCGGCGGCGCUGACGCUCGCUGAUGGGGUGGGACCAGUUCGCAGUGCAGCCAAUGAUGAAGCAGAGGAGGGUGCUGUUGAGGAAACAGACAGGGAGGGUGUAGAGGCUGGCGGGAAAGAGAAGGCCAAGAAAGGCCUCGACAGUGCAGGGACCAACGUGGGAUGUAGUCCUAAGAAGCAAUGCAAGGAGCUAUGGUACGAGAUUAGGACGAAGCUGUGGGGCAUCGUGGAGAGCAAGUACUUCAACCGAGGCAUCAUGAUCGCCAUCCUGAUCAACACCAUCAGCAUGGGCAUCGAGCACCACGAGCAGCCAGAGGAGCUCACAAAUGUUCUGGAGAUCUGCAACAUCGUCUUCACCAGCAUGUUCUCCUUGGAGAUGAUCCUUAAAAUCACAGCUUUCGGCUCCUUUAACUACCUGAGAAACCCCUACAAUGUCUUCGAUGGAGUCAUUGUCAUCAUCAGUGUCUGUGAGAUUGUCGGCCAGUCCGAUGGCGGUUUGUCUGUGUUGAGGACCUUCAGGCUGCUGAGGGUGCUGAAGCUGGUGAGAUUCAUGCCAGCUCUGAGGAGACAGCUGGUGGUCCUAAUGAAGACCAUGGACAACGUGGCCACAUUCUGCAUGCUGCUCAUGCUCUUCAUUUUCAUCUUUAGUAUCCUCGGGAUGCACAUCUUUGGCUGUAAAUUCAGUCUGAAGACGGAGACCGGAGACACAGUACCAGACAGGAAGAACUUUGACUCCCUGCUGUGGGCCAUUGUUACUGUUUUUCAGAUUCUAACCCAGGAGGACUGGAAUGCGGUUUUGUACAACGGGAUGGCAGCCACGUCACCGGUUGCUGCUCUUUACUUUGUGGCCCUCAUGACCUUCGGGAAUUACGUCCUCUUCAACCUGCUGGUGGCCAUCUUGGUUGAAGGCUUUCAGGCAGAGGGCGAUGCAAAUCGUUCUUAUUCGGACGACGACCGCUCCUCCUCCAACUUUGACGAGAGUGAGAAACACGACUCUGUCAAGUUGUCUGACCCGAGGAUCUGCACCCUGACACCUAAUGGCCACCUGGAGCUGGGUGCCCUUUCAGGACCCAGGGGAUCCUACUCCUCAGAGAGGCGAAGCUUUACAGGGUCCAGAAAGAGCAGCGUGAUGAGCCUGGGCAAGAGCAGCCUGGAGAGACGCUCCCUCUCUCUGCGCCACGGGCGCAGUUCCAACUACCACAACUGGGGACACCCUUUCCCUCCACAGUCUGCAUGGAGUCGCAGGUCUAGCUCGAACAGCCUGGGUCGGAGGAGCUAUGGGUUCAGCGGGGCACCUCCGGUGGGAGGCAGCCUUCGUGUUCGCAGCACUCGCUCUCCCCACUCCUACGCUUACGCUGCAGAGCAGGAGUCCCUUCUUUCUCACCCACCUCACUCCCACCAUCCUCUGCUCCCUCAUCAUCCACCUCCGCCCCCACUGUUCCUCUCUCGACAUUUUGCAAGGAGGGAUCGACGGGCUCUUUCUCUGGAGCUCCCAGAGCUGCUUCGGGCAGGUGGACAGCCUCCAUGCCUGCCCCCCAUCCACCCAGACCCUGGGAGGAGGAGUGGGUCCAGGGCAGGAGGGUCCCUCGCAGGAGGGUCGGCUGGUGGUAGUGGUUUAGGUGUGGACCACCGGGACUGUAAUGGCAAGGCGCCGGGUCCCCACACUCAGCUGAUUGCUGAGGUUUUCCCCCAAGUCAACGCCCGAAAGGACAGAGCAGACCUCGAUGAUGAAACAGACUAUAGUUUGUGUUUCCGCAUCCAGAAGAUGAUGGAGGUGUACAAGCCAGACUGGUGUGAAUCCAGAGAGGAGUGGUCUGUGUACCUGUUCUCCCCUCAGAACAAGUUCAGACUGCUCUGCCAGUCCAUUAUUGCUCAUAAGCUGUUUGAUUACGUGGUCCUGGCCUUUAUCUUCCUCAACUGCAUCACAGUGGCUCUGGAGAGGCCGAAGAUUUUGCAAGGCAGCCUGGAAAGACUGUUUCUCACAAUUUCCAACUACAUCUUUACUGCCAUCUUUGUUGCAGAGAUGACUGUUAAGGUGGUGUCCAUGGGUUUGUACGUUGGGGAAAAAGCCUAUCUGAGGAGCAGCUGGAACAUUCUAGAUGGUUUCCUGGUCUUCGUGUCACUGAUUGACAUUGUGGUGUCCAUGGCAGGCGGGGCUAAGAUCCUGGGGGUUCUCCGUGUUCUCAGGUUGCUCAGGACGCUGCGUCCUCUCAGGGUGAUCAGCAGAGCUCCAGGGUUGAAGCUGGUGGUCGAGACCCUCAUCACAUCCCUCAAGCCCAUUGGCAACAUUGUGCUCAUCUGCUGCGCUUUUUUCAUAAUCUUUGGCAUCCUUGGUGUUCAGCUCUUCAAAGGCAAGUUCUACUACUGUGUGGGUUUCGAUGUGAAGAACAUCACCAACAAAUCUGACUGUCUGGCUGCCAGCUAUCGAUGGGUUCAUCACAAAUACAACUUUGACAAUCUUGGACAGGCUCUGAUGUCCCUGUUUGUGCUGGCAUCAAAGGACGGCUGGGUCAAUAUCAUGUACCAUGGACUGGAUGCAGUGGGAAUUGACCAGCAGCCGGUGACCAACAACAACCCGUGGAUGCUGCUCUACUUCAUCUCCUUCCUCUUGAUCGUCAGCUUCUUCGUCCUCAACAUGUUUGUGGGCGUGGUGGUGGAGAACUUUCACAAGUGUCGGCAGCACCAGGAGGUGGAGGAGGCCAGGAGGCGAGAGGAGAAGCGCCAGCGCCGCAUGGAGAAAAAACGAAGAAAGGCCCAGAAACUGCCGUACUAUUCCAACUACGGCCGUGCCCGCCUGGCUAUUCAUGCUCUGUGUACCAGCCACUACCUGGACCUGGUCAUCACCUUCAUUAUCUGCAUCAACGUCAUCACCAUGUCCCUGGAGCACUACAGCCAACCACAGUCUCUGGAGACUGCACUGAAGUACUGCAACUACUUCUUCACAUCCACCUUUGUGAUUGAGGCCUCUCUGAAGCUGGUAGCCUUUGGCUUUCGACGCUUCUUCAAGGACAGGUGGAACCAGCUGGACUUGGCCAUUGUGCUGCUGUCAGUAAUGGGCAUCACCCUGGAGGAGAUCGAGAUCAACGCCUCUCUUCCCAUCAACCCCACCAUCAUCAGGAUCAUGAGGGUGCUCAGGAUAGCACGAGUUCUGAAGUUGUUGAAAAUGGCAACCGGAAUGAGAGCUCUGCUUGAUACAGUGGUCCAGGCUCUUCCUCAGGUGGGGAACCUGGGCCUGCUCUUCAUGUUGCUGUUUUUCAUCUAUGCUGCUCUGGGAGUGGAGCUGUUUGGAGAGCUAGUGUGUAAUGCCGACUACCCCUGUGAGGGAAUGAGCCGCCACGCUACUUUUGAAAACUUUGGAAUGGCCUUUCUUACACUCUUCCAAGUUUCAACCGGUGACAACUGGAACGGCAUCAUGAAGGACACCCUAAGGGAGUGCCCUCCGAGUCAUCCAGGCACUGACUACGGCUGCCACGCUGGGCUGCAGUUCAUCUCCCCGAUGUAUUUCGUGUCCUUCGUGCUCACAGCGCAGUUUGUCCUGAUAAACGUGGUGGUGGCUGUGCUCAUGAAGCAUCUGGACGAUUCCAACAAAGAGGCACAGGAGGACGCCGAGAUGGACGCUGAAAUUGAGUUAGAGUUGGCUCAGGGAGGCCUCUGCUGCAUGAUGGGGGGCAUCGGAGCGAUCGCCGGAGCCACAGGCGGCGCCGCGGGCGGGGCGGGUGUGGGCGGCGCAGCGUCUGGUGCAAUUACAGCCGGGAUGGUCGGGGGUCCAAGUGGUGGCAUGAUGGCACCGCUGCGAGAUGGAGGAGGCGGUGCAGCUCAUGAGACACACACACACCACCGAUGUCAGCUCUACUCCCCUGCUCAGGAGAGCCAGUGGCUGGACAGUGUGUCUCUGCUGAUUAAGGACUCGUUGGAAGGGGACAUGAUUGACAACCUCUCUGGUUCAGUUUUUCAUCACUACUGCUCUCCUCCUGUGUGCAAGGACUGCAAGAGUCACCCAGAAGAGAUUCGAUUGGCAGAGGUGGAGCAGGCGUCGCUGAUGUCAGAGCAGCUGUCAGACAAGUCAUCAUCUCCAGCUCUGCCUGAUGACCUCAGCCUGGAUGAGCACAGCAGCUACCAGCUGCUGGUCAGAGGCAGCCAGAGGGGCAGCACUGACUCCCACAGUUCGGAGGAGUUGCUCACACAGGGGGGCUACACAGGGCUCCGUCCCUCCAGCUCAGGAAGCGAGGACGGUGUCCAGGAGCUGUUUGAAGUGGGCAUCCAUCCUCAGUUAAAUCCUCCCUCGCUGGAGCAACAAAGCCCGGCACACUGCAAAGGUGCUGAUGAAGGGAGCUGCAGUGGAGGUGAUGGUGGGUCUUCACCCAAAUUCCACCUACCAGCAGAUUUCUUCCACCCAGCUGCUGCAGCUCAUCCAGACAGUCCAGGGAAUGGGAAUGGUGUUAGCCCAGGGGACAGAGGGCCAUCCAGGUUGGCCUCCCCAGCCUCGUGGGCCUCCCUCCGCUCACCUGGAGACAGCAGCAGCAGGCCUCUGAGCUCUCAGCACCCGUCCCACAGUGACUCCUCGCUGGCCACAGAGAGCUCAGAGGGCAGCCUGCAGACCACGCUGGAAGAAGGGCUCAGCUUCAGCGUCUCCCCACCCCGAGGUCUGGGUCUCCCCAUGCCUGUCCUCGUCCCUCUCCCCAGCCAUUCUUUACACCCCCAGGGACCGACCACAGGUGAACAGGGCCGCUCAUCAAUAAAGAGAUGCAGCACUACAUUAACCCUCCAAGCCACCCGUCGGCACCAGAGGAGUCAGAGCAGCAGUGGAGGCGGCAGCACGAGCCCCGGCUGCCCCCGGCAGGACUCCAUGGACCCUUCAGAUGAGGACGUGGGCACCGGGACGGGCAGGGAUGGCUGCCGCCAGACCUUCAACAGCGAACACUUGUCGGAAACUCUGAACAGCCUCUCUCUGACCUCGCUGCUCACCCCGGGCUCUCUGGCACCCCCGCUGGUGAAGAAAUGUAACAGCACAGGUUCUCUAGACCAAACCAAUCUAUCUGCCCGGAGUAAAGAUGGACGCCAGUUCUACAGCAUAGAUACCCAUGGUUACCUUUCCAAUCCCUGGACAGAGGAAAGGGCAAGAGGUGAGGAGGAGGACAAUGAUUUCACAGGAUUCAGCAUGAAAAGCAGCAGUCGGCCCACAGACACAAGCUCCAGGAAAAAAAGAUGAAACACUUGUUGCCUCUCUGUAGUGGAACUCUUCUACUAUUUGCAUUUCUGGACUUUGAACAGAACAGGGAGAGACUUUGAAUACACGUCCUGUGAACCUGUUUCUGAAAUUCUCUCUCGUCUUUGAAUUGUCUGUUCUCUCUCUUUCCUCCUCAGAUGCAGCUGCUUGGGAUCAGUCAUUUCUCAAAAGAUGACCGGUACCUCUGAGUUUUGACAUCCGCGGGAUGAUUUCCACAGGACAUGUGGUUGCUCUUAGACAGGUCUUAACAGUAUUGACAAGGGGCCUUUAAGCAUAAUCAGGAAUCCGCCUUGAAUGAUCUGGCAGUCAGAGGCUUUGUAUUUUAGCCAUCUUGACAGAAUAAUCCGGAAGCCAUUAGAGAGAUGGGUGUGAAAAUUGCGGUAAUUGAUGGACAUUACGAAAGUGAUGCUGUUUACAUGAAGGGACAGGACUUGCUUGACCCAGUGUGGCCUGAACCUUUGCGCAAAACCAGUGUUGUCACAAAUGGACAGAUGACAAACUCUGAAGCUUCUUUUGAGGAAGAACUGAACUUUGUACAGUUGUUUUUUUCUGUUGUUCUUUUUUUUUUUGUAAUAUCCAUCAGUAACAGUAGCACUAACCUUUUAUUUUCUCUUUGGCAGAUUUGGUGGGUAAUGGAAAAUUGAAAGGUUGUAUAUUCUGUGUGUUUUGUUUUGUUUUUUUCAACUUCAACGAAUUGAAGUUGUGUGAAUGUCGAUAUGCCUGUCUCCAUUUGUGAGAAAGAGGGAGGCAAGACAAGCGAGGAGCCUGGCUAGUCAGAAAAUCGACGAAGGGCCUCUUUGAAAAGAAGAAUGAACAUAUGACUGCUGCUGAGAUACUUGUGGGUAGCUAGUGGAAGCAUUGGUCACUUUCCGAGUGGAGUCUUGCUUUCUCCAUACCCAUGAAAGGGCUAAAAUGUAUUGAAUGCAGACCUGGGCCAAAUACUGUUGGCAAACAGUUGUUUGCUGCCUACCACAAUUGUUUGAAAAUGUUGGUUAGAUACAUCCACUCCUUUUCUGGAGACUUUGCUGAUGUUAAUAUAUUAGUACAUUAGAUUAAAGCUAUAUUAAGCUAUUUUUUAAAACAAAAACAUUGAAAUUAGGUUCCCUCUACAAACACUUUAAAGGACUUUUUCAGUACAUGUCCUACAUAUGUACAUGUUAAAUAGGUUGUUGUACUUUCUACAGGUCAAAGAUAAAAUCUGAACUAAUUUAAAAACAAUUCUUUAACAUAAGAUGUGGAUUAAUGCAAUUUAUUUAUUUUUUCUAAAUUCUCCAGCUUUACCCUCUGGCUACCAUAAUAAUAGCAUCUUUGCAUCCGACAGUUGUUGACUGCUGAAACUUCUUUUGACAUGCUACCUACCUUGUGAUUGGCAUUGCAACUGGACGCUGUAACUAACUAAGCACCCUUUUCUCUUUUUUCAAAGCGCAUUGAAUGAAAAUUAAUAUUGCCAGUUUUGCAUGUAAGUUGAAGUAGCUAGUUCGCACAGACGAUGGGCCCUUUUGAAAAGCAGUUAUGUCUAAACCUGCCAGUGGGUCAUCCCAAGAAGAAUAGGCAGGAGGCAGGUGGAUUUAAUGUUACCACACCCCACGAGGCUUGGUGUUCUCUGCAGUUGGAUGGAUAAAUCAGGAAAGACUCAGCCCAAAUGGUUUGGAAAAUGUCGGCAUAUUAGAUAUUAGCAAAAAUCCAAUAUUGUGCGUCUCUAGUUAUACGGUCUUUUAUGCAAAGGCUACCUUUGGAUAAGCUUUUGCAUUUGUACCAACAGUGUUUGCCUACAGACAACAAAGCCACAUUAUUAGAUCCAAUAUUACCACUGGUAUAGGCCCUUGCUAAUCGCCAGGUUGUUAACAUGUCAACAGUUCCUUCUUUUAUUGUAGUCACCAGAAAGCACCAGCACUACAGUUUAUUUUAAAUCAAAUAGAAGAUACCGGCUUAUGUCAUUUUGUGGGAUGGAUCGAGGGACUCGGAGUAAACUGGACAACAGAUUUUCUAAACUUUUUCCAAUUUUAAAAAGACCAAAAUGUAAUAUAGAAACGCAUAGGGUCUUGUGAAGUCAGCAUAGGAUCUGAAAAGCAAGGGGCUCCGAUUCUGUUAAACCCAAAUGAUUAUUUGACUCAGGUCUGCUUGAGUGUAGCAUGAUAUUAGAAAAUAGCUAAUACUAUGGCAAGCAAUGUGGUCCAAAUUAAUGUAGUUUUUACCUUUGAGCACUUGUCAUUUUGACAGAUUGUGAUGAUAUAUAAUUGUGUCACAAUCAUUACAAUCCCAACCAGGUGGACCUCAGGUGGACCAAUAUGCACUCACACUCACACACACACACAACACACACAUACACAUUAUCCCACACACACACACCAACAGCCACCAUCAUACAAAGAUGCCAAUGUCAAAACAAUGCAGGAUGUUUCUGUAGUUGUUUAUGGCGAGACAGAAGAAACCUCAGUGUUUAUCUCUUUCCCUACUUUGUCUUCAUUCCCCUCCUUAUUUUCAUUCGAUUGUAUUAUCUCCCUUCCACAGGGAAGCGGGAGGAUUAAAUGACUAUUGACGACCCCACCUCUAUUUGAGAUAUGCAAUAUGCUACAGUAGAUGUACAGUUAGAUGUAUGAGACUCGUAUAGAUAGGCAAUAUGGUGAGAGAAGAUUAUAUUUAUGAAUUCAUGUAUUAGAAUAAAAUGUCACCAAGAUUCAAAGGUCACUGAAAGGAUGAUGAUGUUUUCAUGUAUUCCACAGUGUGUGUUCUCUUUUUCCCUCCCAUCUCCUCGACCCGAUUUUCUUUAUUUUCAAAAUGCAUGUGGGUUGUCCCCCCCCCCCCCCCGUUUGAUUAAAUGUCAUUCUAGUGUCAUAUAAAAGUCAGAUAGCUUUUCAACAUCUUCGGACUCCUGAAGUUAUUCUUUCAAAAUGUCAUUUGCUGUAUUGUUUUCCCUCCGUUUGUUCUUCAGAGUUGUGUCAGAGUUUAAUAUGGGUCUCAAGUGUUACUCACAGUACAGUAUUUGUUUUGUCAGGCUGUGACCGUAGUGGUAUCGCUGCAAGAAGAUCUAGAAUAACUGCAUGUGACACCUCUUUUAAAAUUAAAUUAGACUGGAUGAAUAAUUUAGCCUACUGGUUUAACUUUCUAAUUUUUUAGAAAUUAACCUUUUGUCUAAUAUCCAAAAGAACUUUUCUUGGUGUAAUUUAAUAAUCUAUAUUUUUGCUUUCAGGCUGCUUUUGUCCACAUGUGAAACUUCUUGCUACAGCACUCAUCACUCAUUUUGGCAUGUUUCUUCCUACAGGCAGACAACAUCCACACAGUGACCCUGUCAGCCACUAAGGAUCAGCUGCAGAUCAAAAUAGUCUUUUUAUAACAGCUCGAUCUCUUUGCAAUUCAAGAAACAGUUGCAUAACAUCAAUCUGUUUUUUUGAGUUCGCAGAAGUAUAAUGAACCAAAAUGUCAAGACGUUUCAAUGAUUGCAUUUUGGGCCAAAUAUUCAGCCUAGUAUGACGAAACAUGUGAACAACACAGGAAAUGAUAGAGCGCUUUCUGUCAGAGUGCUUUUUUGUCAAGAGGCUAACAGACUGAGUGAGUUAAAGCUCUGCUAAUCAUAACCCUUGACUUAAUAGCUUGCUAAGUGUUGAAAGCUUAAAAGAUGAACGAAGAUCCAAAGUGACCAGGAGCCACAUAUCGUCUGAGGCCUCUUAUCGGAUUCCACUGAAAGAAACUCUUUAGUACUGAAGCUGCUGACUGACAUUAUAUUGCACAAUGUUCAAUAUGUUCUCUGUAAUUUUGGAUUAAUAAAUCAGAGGCUAAAUCACCAGCCUGUAGGGCAAAUAAAUUGCUGUCACGUAGCGAUGUUUCAAAACUG
Messenger RNA from Acanthochromis polyacanthus (spiny chromis), 12180 nucleotides. RefSeq names its product voltage-dependent T-type calcium channel subunit alpha-1I-like. Gene Ontology annotation, molecular function: voltage-gated sodium channel activity; low voltage-gated calcium channel activity. Gene Ontology annotation, biological process: membrane depolarization during action potential; calcium ion import; calcium ion transmembrane transport. Lineage: Eukaryota; Metazoa; Chordata; Actinopteri; Pomacentridae. Gene Ontology annotation, cellular component: voltage-gated sodium channel complex; neuron projection; plasma membrane. The record is from RefSeq and is a predicted model, not a curated record. Bases 1329 to 8330 code for a protein of 2333 amino acids. The transcript has 38 exons.